Molecule: messenger RNA, 738 nt
Organism: Ailuropoda melanoleuca (giant panda)
Lineage: Eukaryota; Metazoa; Chordata; Mammalia; Carnivora; Ursidae
Product: CD63 antigen-like
Exons: 1
Coding region: 1-738 (245 amino acids)
Biological process (GO): regulation of vascular endothelial growth factor signaling pathway
Cellular component (GO): plasma membrane
Source: RefSeq, a predicted model, not a curated record
AUGGCAGUUUCCGGGGGAAUGAAGUGCGUCAAAUUUUUAGUGUUCAUCUUUAACUUCCUGUUCUGGAUCGCCGGCAUUGCCCUCAUUGGCCUCGGCAUCUAUGUACAGGUGCAGAUGAACAAAUCUGUGGUCAUUAGUAAUGCCUCUUCAUCUGGAGUACCCAUCGUUCUUCUCAUCGUUGGCGCUGUCAUCUUCGUGGUGUCGUUCUUCGGCUGUUGUGGUGCAUGGAAGGAGAACUACUGCAUGGUCACAACGUUCGCCAUCCUGCUGACACUUAUAUUCCUGGUGGAGAUUGCAGCUGCUAUUGCCGGAUACGUGUUCAAGGACCAGUUUAAGGCUGUGAUCGGUGACUCCUUCAAAAUAAGUAUGGCGACGUACGGCAGUGACAAAGAAAUGAAGAAAGCCAUUGACGCACUGCAGCAAGAGUUCAAAUGCUGCGGUGGCAACUCUUCCUCGGAUUGGUCCCACGUUCCUCCAUUCAACGAUACAAAGAAGGGAAGCCUACCAGACUCCUGCUGCAAGAAUGAGACUGAGAGCUGUGGGGUGGGCGAGGCAAAAACACCACUAUCUUCUAAGAUCUUUCCAGAUGGUUGUGUGGAGGGGUUAAAGGAGUGGCUUGAUAAGAACAUUAAGAUCAUCGCUGGCGUGGCCAUCGGCAUCGCGGCCUUUGAGCUCCUGGGUAUAAUCUUCGCCUGCUGUUUGAUGAAGGGCAUACGCAGUGGCUAUGAAGUUAUGUAG